Messenger RNA from Cephus cinctus (wheat stem sawfly), 474 nucleotides. RefSeq names its product serine/threonine-protein phosphatase 1 regulatory subunit 10-like. The coding region runs from base 1 to 474 and encodes 157 amino acids. The record is from RefSeq and is a predicted model, not a curated record. The transcript is spliced from 3 exons. NCBI's taxonomy places the organism in Eukaryota, Metazoa, Arthropoda, Insecta, Hymenoptera, Cephidae.
AUGAAGUAUUCCAUCAUUUUAUCAUUUUGCGUGAUAUUUGCUUCGAUGUUGCCGCAAAGUGCCUUAUGCCAAUUUUACGGAGGACCUGGGAUAGGUCCAAUUAGAUUGGGUAUAUUCGGGCCACCACAUCUUCCUCCUCCACCACCACCACCACCACCACCGCUAUACUACGGUGGUUACAGACCGAUUUAUUUCCUUCUCUGGUUUAUCCUGAUACCUCAUCUAGUUCUUUGCCGACAUGGCGGUGGACAUUUUGGAGGUGGACAUUUUGGAGGUGGCCAUGGAUAUUUUGGCGGUGGUGCACAUUUUGGUGGCGGUGGACGUCCCUUUAUAGGUGGUGGACAUCCCUUCAUAGGCGGUGGAAGACCCUUCAUAGGCGGUGGAGGAGCCUUCUUAGGCGUUGGAAUAUACCGCGCGAGUUAUUGCAAUCCUUUCUAUUAUUACAGACCCUACUAUUGCAGUUACUAUUACUGA